AUGAAGGGCCAUGGACCACAGCACUGCAUCUUGGUGCAACGGUGGAUGCCAUAUUUCGACCCCUUCAAAAACCAACUAGGUCGCAUUGUUACUUGGGUUCGAUUACCUGAUAUACCCAUGCAUUGCUACAAUAGCCAUUGCAUUACCAAAGUGGGUGAGAGGAUUGGUCGACCAUUCCAGGUGGACUUGAACACACUCUUGGAUCGGAUGGACUCUAAUGCCAAAGUGGAAAGGGGAAGGUAUGCAAGGUUGUGUGUUGAACUUGAUCUGCAAAAACAACUUGUGCCCAGACUGAUCGUGGCCAACGAAGCUUUCAAUAUGGGGCAUGAAGGUCUCAAUCUUAUAUGCUUUGAAUGUGGUAUAUAUGGCCACCGAAGGGAAGUCUGCCCAUGGAAAAAAGCUACUCAACAGAACUCUGCAAGCACUAGUACAGCUGCUCCAACCCACCACCCACCGGAGAUGCAACCAGAGACGCGAACGGUAAACUCAAGACUAACGGGUAAUGACACCUUCAGUCUGUGGAUGUUUACCACGGGAUCCUCCAAAUCUCGAUUUUCAAGGAACAAAUUCCAACAAGAAGUACAAAGUGAGCCUAAACAGGGAGCAAAAGGUGUCAGGAGAGCUGAUACACCUUUGGCUAAAUCACGAUUUGCAGCGCUGGUUGCGUUGGACAAUGAAAGAACAGAUGAUAGGGAGCUAAGAAAUAGCAUAGAAGUAGUAAGUAGUCAGACUAAGAAGGAGCAGAUGCUGGUUAACUCAGGGAAAAAGAAACAAGUGACAGCUUCCUAUACAAAGAUGGCGGCAGGCACAAAAAAUGGAGGGAGCUCCAAAAUAUUAAGCAAGCCCAAGUUUCAACAAAAGGCCCAGGGCAAAAUACCUGAAAAGCCCAAAGUUAAUUCAACAAUUAAGGUAGCAGAGCAAGUGAUUUCUCAUGAAGCUAAAACCCGACAAGAAUGGGCCUUAGUGGGUCAGAAUACAAAAGAUAGAUCCAAGAACCCAAGACAACGAACUCAUGUGGUGGUCAGUGGACAAAUGGAAUGUAGAAGUAAGCCCACUAGUGCAACGACAUUGGGUAAUCCCACAGAAACCACCAAAAAUAAACAAAGACCAACAAUGCAAUAG
This is a messenger RNA of Neltuma alba, 1122 nucleotides long. RefSeq lists its product as uncharacterized. The transcript has a single exon. Lineage: Eukaryota; Viridiplantae; Streptophyta; Magnoliopsida; Fabales; Fabaceae. The record is from RefSeq and is a predicted model, not a curated record. Gene Ontology annotation, molecular function: nucleic acid binding; zinc ion binding. The coding region runs from base 1 to 1122 and encodes 373 amino acids.